GCUAGCCUCUACUCCCGACCCCGUCAGUACCAUGAAGUUCGCCGCCUUCGCCGCCACCGCCGCCACGCUCGUCGCCGUCUCCAACGCCGCCGCUUGCGACGUGACCUCGCUCCAGACGCUGCUGACCUCGUCGGACACUACCACGUGCGCGUCGGACUCGGGCUACACGGUCACCUCGCUGGCCACGCCCACAGACGCCGAGAUGAAGAUCAUGUGCACCAGCACGGCCUGCCAGUCGGUGCUCAACCAGCUCGAGACGCUCGCCCCGUCGGAGUGCACCCUGGGCGCGUUCGCCCUGUACGCGGACCUGAUCACCCCGCUGACCAACUACUGCUCGGGCGCUUCGUCGACUGUCGGCUCGUCGGCCACCACUGCCACUGCCGGCUCGUCGGCCAGCACUACCGCUACCGUGGGCUCGGCCGCCGGCUCCAGCACGUCUGCUACCGUGACGACCAGCUCCACGGGCUCGGCUGCGUCGACCCCCGCGACGUCUUCGACCUCGUCGACGACCUCUAGCGGAUCCAGCACUUCGCAGACCGCUUCGUCCUCGUCGGCCGCGUCGGCUGCCGCCUCGGCCUCGGCCAGCAGCAGCGCCAGCAUGGCCGCCGUGUCGGCCGGUGCCGUCGUCGCCGCCGUCGUCGCCACCUUCUUCUAAGCGUAGCAGCCUAUGAAGGCCGGUUUUGGCCCCAUUAUACGAUUAUAUAGUGUCCACGUAGCGGAUUCGCUACUGCACCUUCAC
Molecule: messenger RNA, 739 nt
Organism: Phytophthora sojae
Lineage: Eukaryota; Oomycota; Peronosporomycetes; Peronosporales; Peronosporaceae
Gene: SOL1A
Product: elicitin
Exons: 1
Coding region: 32-655 (207 amino acids)
Cellular component (GO): extracellular region
Source: RefSeq, a predicted model, not a curated record